CCCGCCGCCUUCCGCUUCCGUACAAAAUGGCGCCCCACGGUGCUCGGGCUCGCGGGACGGGGGCGCCAGCGCAUCCGCCACCAAGGGUGAGUGGAAGUGAAUCGCGAGCAUACGCCGCUGAGACAAGCUAGGGGGACGAUGACAACCUUGCGUUCCUAGUGAGCAGAGAGACGCUAGGAAUGAAAUGAGAUCGGAGAGUGGCCUCGGAGGAAGCACCGCCGUCCCGCCGUGCGGGGCCGCGCUGCCGGCUGCCGCAGGGCACUUCCGGCCCCGCCCGCGCAGGUGCGCUCGGCACCGGAAGUGAGCUGCGGGCCGUCGCCGCGGCGCUCCGGGCCGCUGGAGCUGCGGGCGCGGUGGAUUCCGCCUUUGGGACGCAGGGUGGAGUCCCAGAAGCGACUUUUCUCACUCCCGUGAAGCCAGCUGGACCCCGAGAACAGCAGUAAGCGGGCAGCUUCGACGGGUAGAUCCCUGUCCUUGGAGGCUGUGGCCGCGGCGCUGCCUCUCCCAAGCCAGGACCUGUCGCCCCGAGCACCGCUCCAGUGAGGCCACCACUUACCCUGUGAAUACCAGUCAGGAACUUAGCUUCAGCUCGUGUAUCUUGGGGUGACACAGAAUUCUGGAGGCAAGAGCAUGAUUCAGUUCUCAAGAGUCUUUGAAAUGAGGAGUGCAUUAACCCUUACAACGCAUCUUAAUUUGGACCGGCCAGGACCAGCCAGGUUUCAAGUGUUCAGUUGCCACUUGCGGGUCUCGGCCGCUGCAGUAGACAGCACAGUUCUGAACGUUCCCCAUGGCACCAUUCCCUGCUGCCCAGACUCUGGCUUCAGCACGGACGAAUUGUAAGACGACCACUUGCUUCUCGUGAAUCACGACUUUCCAGGGUCUCUCAUCCCACCCCAGAAAUGCUGGCAUGGCAGAAUAGAUAACCAGGGAAGAAAAAUCUUUAUUCUGACUCAAGAAUGCAAGUCAGAAGAAAAAUCUCUCACAGUAGAUUGUUAAUAAAUGCUCUAAAUCCUGAUUAAUUCUAACACUCCUGAUUUAUAAUUUGUGACCAAUUAGAUAUGGUAUGAAAUACCUACAGUAUCUAUUAAGAAACAAAAAAAUAAAGUGACAUAUGAAACUCAGAAGUUUAUCUUGAAUCUAUUUUAAAUGUUAAUUUUCCCAUUAGCUUGCCUUACUUAGUACUUGUUUUUAUUAGUUAUAUAUACAGUAUUUGUAAGCAUUAAGUGUGUGGAAGGUACUUCAACGGUUAGGAUUUUCACUAAUGCGCAUCAUUGUUGCCUUCAUUCUUUGCAAGCUUUCCUACACUUAUUUUUUUUCCAAAGUAAAAUAAAGUUGGUGGUACAACAACUUCAAAACUCACAUUAAAUCAGCAGAGUGGUUAAGACAGCCUAGAAAUCAUUGUUUUUUGGCCCGUAAUACUUUUUCUUUCAGGUGUCCACCUCAAGCACAGAACCUUUUUGCCUCCAGGGCAAGCUCCAGCAUGGGGUGAGGUAGAGAAGAGAGACUUGAAGGGCCCAGCCUGACAUUCAAGCACCAUACCUGCAUCCUAGUCAGUCUCGCUUACCCCAUCCAUAAUGGGAGGAAAUGGUAUCUUCGUUUAUGUGCCAUUUAUGUGUGUAUGCUGGUGUUUGUGCAUUUGUCUUACCUUCCUUGGGCAUAUGCCCUGGGACACAGUGGCCUGUGGGAGGGUGAGUGCCCAGAAACAUGGUCUCCAGACACCCCCAGAGGAGGUGGAACACUCACUGGGGACUAAGCUUUACUUUCUCUGGCAGUUGGGAUCAGCCACUGAGUCUCCAGGAAAGGUUUUGUUCUCAUAAGGACAAGCAUUCUUGUGAACUGAUGUCCAGAUGGAAUCAGCAGCCUGAGGUCUGGGUUGAAGGUUCCAUCUGGAGGAACCAAGGCACUCCCUCUAAAAUCUGCUCUUGAGUCUACAGAAGGGCUCCUGCCCCGGCUUGCAGAUCUUGUUUAAAAAUCAUCCUCUUUGAAUAAGAUGUCUGCGAUUUAAAAUACUCUAGACAAAAAAAAAAAAAAAAAAAAAUGGAGUGGUAUCACAGAUGAAACACGAAUGGCAAAAUAGUAAGUGAUUUAUGAUACUGUUCUCCCUAGUUUAGCUUUUUACAUUUGAAAAUGUCCCUUAAAAAACACCCUCCUCCAGGAAAUACUUCUCUCUCUCUCUCCCUGUUUCUGUUCUACUCAGCUGAAAUUCCCAUUUUCUGGCCAGGCAGAGUGGCUCACACCUGUAAUCUCAGCACUUUAGGAAGCUCAUGCAGGAGCCCAGGAUUUUGAGGCUGCAGACCCAGCACAUCCUGUUACAGAGGCACAGGGGAAGGACCCUGCGCAGGCCCUGCCUGCCCAGCGUGGAGGACGGCAGGAGCUCCGGAGCCCACUCCCGCAGGUUGGCUGUUUUCAGGGCUUUUUCCACUCGUCUCCAUUUGCAUCCAAAAGAUGAGGAUCCCGACUAUGGGAUAUUUUAUAACUAAAAAGUUUUGAGUAUUUAUGAUGAAUAUUCAUCUGCUAAUAAGAAAAUGACUGCUGAUCAUUUUGCUUGCUUCCUCUCCCCGAUCUGUUAGGUGACAGGGGCUCUACUGAACUAAAACUAUAUCUAAUCUCCACUGUCCCACUCACUGAAUUGGGCUGGGGACAGAUCCAUGGGCCUUGAGGGAAGUAGUCACUGGUGAGGCCAGACAGAUGAGGAGGGCAGCGACAUUUUUACUCUUAACUAGAGGGCAUUCGAGGUUCUAUGCACGUACUACAAAGACUGACCCUGCUCCCAGUCAGCUGCCUGGAGUCACCAGUCAGAAGGAUUUAAGGAUACUACUCGAGAUAAACAAGAUAGCAGAGUAGAUCUGGUCUUCAUAAAGGAGUUUCUCUGCUAGUCCAGAUACUCAGAUACUUGGGGCUGGAGCAGUGAAGAAAAAAUAUGCAGAAUGUUCACAAACAAUUUGGAUACCCUGGGAAUUAGAAAGGAUGCCCCUUCCUUAUCCCCAGCCUUUCCCAAACGUGAAAAGCAAUUCUUGGAUAUUGCUAGCAACUUUAGAUAAUAUUUUUUUGUGUGAAUUAUGUAAAGUUGAACGGCUUUUGAUAAUUCAUCAAAUGGGUCUUGAGUUGCUUUCUCAACCUUGGGGCUGUGUACUGGUGUAGGGUAGUCGUUUAUCAGGUUUUGUCCAAAGCCAAGGAACAGUAUUUAGGGGUUUUUCAGAUAUCUUCGUUUGCCCAGGCCCCAGCCCUUUGGUAACACCACGGUCUGAGCCUUCUGCCCAGACUGCUGCUCCUCGGCCUGGCUGUGCUUCAUCGCAUCGCCCUUUUCGUCCAAGGCUGGCUGGGUUUGCAAUGACGACUCAGGAAACUUGGGAGUCAGAAGGUGGCAUUUGUAUGGUCUAAGCCCAGGGACGUCUUCUCAUUGGCCCAUCCCUCCUUGGUCAUUUCCUAAUGUAUCCCCAGGUGGGGAUCCCCAGUCCAAGGCCAGAAAGCAGGCUGGGCACUCCCUUCCCUCCCCAGCAGUGUUGAUGUUUGCCACGCUGCAUGUAAGGUCCCCUUCUGGAUCCACUGCUGCCUGUUCUCCAGGACCCCUGCAGUCCGUGCCCCUGCCCUUCCAGGUAGGAAGUACAAGGACACCCGCUGUCUAUUUCGGGGACUCCUAUCGUUUGCUUCGUCUUGGAGAAGGGAAUCCAGAGAUGGACUACUUGAGCUCGCGGGGCAGGGUGAACCGGGCCACAGCCGCCUCUGGAACAGCUGUGACGCCCGCCUCCGAGAGAAGAAAUCCUGGAAACCACACACCAGUUUGCAGGGCCCCUCCCUUUUGUCUGUUACCUUUCCCUUUCCAGGCUUUAAGAAAAGUAAAAAUUAGCCGCAGCGGGAGGAGGUGGACCCCAAAGUGCGAGUGGCACACUUCCCUGUGAUCCCUCACCAUGUUCUCCGCGCCGGGCGCGGUUACCUCAGGGAGGCCUUACGCGUGCAGCGAGUGUGGCAAGAGUUUCCGCUACAGCUCGGUGCUGCUGCGGCACGAGCGUGCCCACGGCGGCGACGGCAGCGUCCAGUGCCCGGAGUGCGGCGAGCGCUGCGCGCGGGCUGCCGACCUCCCGGCGCACAGGCGCACGCACGCGGGCCAGACCCUCUACAUCUGCGGCGAGUGCGGCCAGAGCUUCCGCCACAGCGGCCGCCUGGACCUACACGUGGGCGCCCAUCGGCGCAGCCGCGCCCGCCCCUGCCGCGUCUGCGGCCGCCGCUUCCCGCACCUCUCGGCGCUGCUAGUGCACCGGCGCCACCGCCACCCGCCCGAACGGCCCCGCCGCUGUCCGCUGUGCGCCCGGGCCUUCCGACAGAGCGCGCUGGCCUCCCACCAGGCGCGGGCGCACGCGCCGGGCACGGCCUCCGCCCCCGCCGGCCCGGCCCGCCGCGGCACGCAGUGCCCGCGGGCCUUCCGCAGCGGCGCGGGGCUGCGGAGUCACGCACGCGUCCACGUGGCCCACAGCCCCGCGGCCCGGCUACCCCGUGCCCCGGACACGCGCCAGUGUGGCGUGUGCGGCAAGAGCUUCGGCAAGAGCUCUACGCUAACGCGACAUCUGCAGACGCACUCGGGGGAGAAGCCCUUCAAGUGUCCAGAGUGCGGCAAGGGCUUCUUGGAGAGUGCCACGCUGGUGCGCCACCAGCGCACGCACACGGGAGAGAAGCCCUAUGCAUGCGGCGACUGCGGGCGCUGCUUCAGCGAGAGUUCCACGUUACUGCGCCACCGGCGCAGCCACCAGGGCGAGCGGCCGCACGCGUGCGCCACCUGUGGCAAGGGCUUCGGGCAGCGCUCCGACCUGGUGGUGCACCAGCGCGUCCACACUGGGGAGAAGCCCUUCCCGUGCCCCGAGUGCGGCCGCCGCUUCAGCGACCGCUCAGACCUCACCAAGCACCGGCGCACGCACACGGGCGAGAAGCCCUACCGCUGCGAACUGUGCGGCAGGCGGUUCACGUGCGUGUCCAACCUCAACGUGCAUCGGCGCAACCAUGCUGGCCACAAGCCACACAGAUGCCCCGAGUGUGGCAAGGCCUUCGGCGUCGCCUCCAAGCUCGCACUACAUCGCAAGACGCACCUGGGCGAGCGGCCGGCGGAGUGCGCCGAGUGCGGCAAGUGCUUCAGCCACAGCCGCUCGCUGUCCCAACACCAGCGGGCCCACACACGCGCCCGCACCGCUGCCGCCGCCACCCGGGCCGCAGCAGGGGCUGCGCUCGUCUUCGCUGGGCCGGCUGUACAGGAAAAGCCAGGGCUCUUUAUGUCCCAGUGGAGAGAGACUUGCUGAGGGGCUUCUCUGAAGGAGGUUAGGCAAACACCCACGUAGGGCCACAGGGACGGGGGUGGGGGGCGCAACUCGCAGAUGGAAGUUUGGGAAAGGACAGUGUCCUGACCUGCUGCUUUUCCAGUUUCUGUUGGUAGCCCUUGACCUGCCCUGCCUCUACACCUUCCCUGUCAGCUCUUGUCCCAUCCUCAGUCCUUGCAUCGUCCGGCCUGGCUUGUCUCCCUCCUGAGUGUAGGUGCAGAUAGUUGCG
Messenger RNA from Lemur catta (Ring-tailed lemur), 5532 nucleotides. RefSeq names its product zinc finger protein 672 (gene ZNF672). The record is from RefSeq and is a predicted model, not a curated record. NCBI's taxonomy places the organism in Eukaryota, Metazoa, Chordata, Mammalia, Primates, Lemuridae. The transcript is spliced from 5 exons. Gene Ontology annotation, molecular function: DNA-binding transcription repressor activity, RNA polymerase II-specific. Gene Ontology annotation, biological process: negative regulation of transcription by RNA polymerase II. The coding region runs from base 3909 to 5285 and encodes 458 amino acids.